ACCCUGACUGCGAACACUGGCAGCCAUGGAAACCGUUGGACGCUAAACAUGGCGCGGUGGCAGCUAAGGCGCUAGAUAAAGCUACCGAAGCUAGCAUCGGAAAACGCCGCAUUUGGUCAUAAAGACGCACACGAAGGCGACGUUAGCGACAGCUAGAUGGAUAUUACCUAACAUGACCCUGGUUUUGAUUCGCCUUUCAUUUCUCUGUGCGAAUGUUUGCCCACUUUAGACCGCUUGGUUAGCAUCUGAGCUAGCUUUAGCAUCUCUUCACAUCAAUGGCUUUCUAUGAAGUGUACGCUCACCCGGCUCUAGUUCGGUACAGAACCAGCGUGUGUACAAAGGCGACCCUGUUCCUGGUGGUGGUUCUGUGCCUCACAUACAUCGCACCUCUGCUGGUCGCUUACAGAAGCCAAGGUUUCUGGAUCAAAAGAAAGACGUACGAAGAACAGCCUGUGGUGAGGUUUCAGUACCAAACGCUGCUGGUGGCAGCGACCAGUUUACGAGGAGAUUAUGUUGCCUGGAGCACGUUCCCGCAUCUCAACAACAUGCUCGGGGCCAACCUGAGGAUCCCUGCUGUGUCCGUGAGAGAGGAGGACCGGAACCAAGAUGGGAAGCUGGACCUUUUGACAUUUCAGCUGCAACUUCCUCUGCAACCCGACGAACAAGUGUACAGCGUUCAGCUGCUGCUCACCUUCAGCUACCAGCUCUUUCGGAUGUCCACAGUAGUGAUGCAGAGCCUGGCGUUUGUGCAGCACUCGUCUCCCGUGCCUGGAGCCAGGCUGUUCAUCAGCGGAGACCUCCGGCUGCAGCAGAGGACGCCCCUGCCUCACCGGGGGCUCUACGACAUUUACAACGUGUCGGUGAUCGACGGCUCCAGUCCUUUUGCAAGUGCGUACGACCUGAAUAACAUUAUGAGAAGCUACCAGGAGAGAAACUUAACGACGGUGCUGUCCUGCACAACACCAGUCUGGACUGUUGGACGUGCUGCUGGCUCCCCCUUUGAGCUUAAUGCAGAAAUCCGUUAUCCCUUGGAGGUCAUCAGUUAUCGUCCCGGCUUCUGGGAGACCAUCAAGUUUGCCUGGAUCCAGUACGUCAGCGUCCUCCUCAUCUUCCUUUGGGUCUUUGAACGCAUCCAGAGAUUUGUUUUCCAGAACCAGGUCAUCAGAACUGUACCCAUACCUGUGGGAAAACCUCACCUUUCCUGAUGCAGGGCUGAUAUAUUUUUCUACAGGCGAAGACCGUCUGAAAUCUACACAUUUUCUGAAAUAACGCCAUAUUUUUUUUAAUAUUAGUUUUUUGUUAACUACUAGCUGUGUGUUAAAGGUGAAAGAGAUGCUCCUUUCAGGUUUAGACCUUUGAUUACUUUUAAAACACAUGGCUUUUAUGCAAGAAGGACGUAAGAAAUGACAUUGAGUUGGUUGCAUUUUCCUACACCUGUGAGGUCAGUACAGAAAACUAAAAGUUUUUUUUUUUCUGUCCUGUAACAGCGACGCCUCUCAGUUUAGCUUUUCGUCCAUUUUGUUAUCACAUUAGUCCACCUGCUGCGUCUUUUAGAUACCCUCCAGAAAACCAUGACACCCACAUGUCACAAUCUGAAACGUCUGGACUUGUUGCAGUACAAAAAGUUCUGUUUCUGCCAGUUUUUACUCAUGAAUCAGAAGAUUUACUAGACUUUUCUCUGGAACAGAAACCUUACAAUAAACACAACCUUUUUUUCUCUUAUAGAUCUAUAUUCCUAUAUAGUUUUUCUUUGGACCCCUUUGUUUUAAAAAUGAUGAUUAUUUUGCUGUUUAUAGCAUCUGAAAUCCUUAGAUUUUGUGAUUAGAUGUUCUAUAUUUUUGCAUUUCCUAUGUUUAUUUUAUGUUUUGAAAGUUUGUGACAAAAAUAAAAGAAAUUAUUUUGUA
Molecule: messenger RNA, 1904 nt
Organism: Fundulus heteroclitus (mummichog)
Lineage: Eukaryota; Metazoa; Chordata; Actinopteri; Cyprinodontiformes; Fundulidae
Gene: tmem231
Product: transmembrane protein 231
Exons: 7
Coding region: 276-1205 (309 amino acids)
Biological process (GO): regulation of protein localization; cilium assembly
Cellular component (GO): ciliary transition zone; ciliary membrane
Source: RefSeq, a predicted model, not a curated record